Molecule: messenger RNA, 566 nt
Organism: Saprolegnia diclina VS20
Lineage: Eukaryota; Oomycota; Saprolegniomycetes; Saprolegniales; Saprolegniaceae
Exons: 1
Coding region: 40-489 (149 amino acids)
Source: RefSeq, a predicted model, not a curated record
AAAAAACUGAACUAGCAGGCUACAGCGAAAUCGUGGGCCAUGACCGAGAAGCCCAGACAGCGCAGCAGCGGCGAGCACGCAUCGAUGCAAGACGAUGCACUGGACGCGAGAGAUGCCUCCACCCUCCAGCGCCAACCGACGCCGUCCGUUGGCGACGACACCGAGCACCCGCAACCGCCCAACGUCCUGCAAAUCGAGUGGACCGACGACGACCUCCGUGGACUUACAGAUAUCACGGAGGAAGACGCUCGACGCAAUGCACGUGCGACACAAGCUCCUCUACUCCAAGCGGGCCUCGAGCACCGUCACAGGCACAAGCCGUCGCUGCGCCUUGGUGCUGCCAACAAGGAGGUUGCGCAAUUGAAUCGCGCGCAUGGGGGCGUGUCUUUGACUCUUAUGGUUGCCGCUGUCGCCAUGCUCGCCUUUAUCACGCUCAAGGUAGUCCUGCACCGCCGCCGACGCUUCCAGCAGUACCAACCGAUCGAUUAACAUGUCUUCGAUACCUUCCGAUAUAUUCUACAGCGCUAUAACUCGUAGUCGAACCACUGGACAAAUGUAUUUUGCGC